UGUCAGCUGACGGAAACGUUAUAUACAUGGAAUACCAACAUCCGCUUCAGACUCGGACGAGACAACGCUAACAUAUACUUUAUAAAAGCGACCGCCAUAGUGAAUCAUUUGUGUCAGGACACCACAGGAAUUCACUCUUAAAGGGACUGUUCGAGAUGAAUCUGUGGCAUGCCUUCUUUCAGAGCCUUCGUCUGGCAUUUCUCCAUGAGAGACAAGAACAAGCAGUAAAUGUCCCUGGACACCUGAACAUCUUCGAAUAUUUGUUCAGAGACUGCGAAAUCACUGAGUAUGCAUCUUGCAUUCUCUCCCCUGAUCCUUCUGCCAAGAUUAUCCUGUCGGGGAGGGUGGACUUCAAGGAGGUGAAUGCAUGUGGCAGAAAAAUGCCAAUAGAAAUCAAGGUUGACAUAGACGGCUUUCCGGCCACCGAUAACGUCACCAAACACGGCUUCCACGUCCACACCUACGGCGACUUGGCAAAUGGCUGUGGUGGUGCCGGUGGAUACUUCAACCCAUUCAACGUCACCCACGGAGCACCGGAAGACCGUACGAGACAUAUUGGAGACUUCGGCAACGUUGACGUUCCCAAAGUCGGCCGCCUGACGACUUCGUUCACAGACCGCCUGGCAAGCCUUAAAGGCGACCAGAGCAUCAUGGGGAGGGCUAUUGUGGUUCAUGAAGGAGUGGAUGAUCUUGGCAGGAAACAACUCUGCCAGUCUUGAGAACGGCAAUGCUGGUGCCAGACUGGCCUGCUGUGUGAUCUACGCAGCCGACGGCUCUCACUGGAAGGAGACAUAAAGAGAUUGUAGUGCUGGUUUGAGGGUUGUUAAACCGGUUUAUAUAUGAACAAGACUGCAGGAAUGAAGAGAAACAAAUAAAUGAUAAAAGUAAGAGUUGUUCGAUUUCGUCAUAUUUGGGGAAAAAAUCCAAUGUUUAUAUACCUACUCAGUUGGAAUGAUAGACACUCGGGGUUUUUUCCAGCAAGUAAAGAUAAUGUGUUCUGUAGACCUUCUUAUUAAAAAUCCCAACAUCC
This is a messenger RNA of Haliotis rubra (blacklip abalone), 1030 nucleotides long. RefSeq names its product superoxide dismutase [Cu-Zn]-like. Gene Ontology annotation, biological process: removal of superoxide radicals. The record is from RefSeq and is a predicted model, not a curated record. The transcript has 6 exons. NCBI's taxonomy places the organism in Eukaryota, Metazoa, Mollusca, Gastropoda, Lepetellida, Haliotidae. Gene Ontology annotation, molecular function: superoxide dismutase activity; copper ion binding. Bases 156 to 719 code for a protein of 187 amino acids.